AUGGUGGUAGGUCUGGUGCUUGCUGGAAAAGUGGUUAUCGACUGGGGUCCGGCGAUGCUUCAUGCGAGGGAAGGAUCCUUUGACUCACGGCUCAUGGAUCAGGUAACUCGGAAAAAAGCAUUUGUUUUGAGAAAGGGUUUUUUGCCAUGAACAAAUUUUCCGAGACCGAAUAUUCUUCAAUCCUCAGCUGAUAAAAAUGUUUUGAGUAUUCUCACAUAAUAAUACCUACUUCUAAAGUUUUCACCCAUUGGCAAUGGUGACACCAAAGAACAGAUUGAAACUGUCCAGCUUUCGAUAAACCGCCUUUUCAGUUCCAACUGAACGCUCCAGCAUCGCGGUAUCCAGAGCCGCUGCGUAAUCAACACGUCCGUGUGGAGCAUGAGCCUAAAUGCGACGGAAAGAACACUCGUGGCCGGGUGAUCCUGCAGCAGCCGAUGAACUAUCCGUCGAUGAGUCCCUACGGCACUCCGAUGCCUGCCGGCAUGCCUCACAUGAUGCAGCGCAGCUCCAUCGGAUCUCCUUCUGUGUCUCAGCUUCGGGGAUCUGUCCCUUACGUUCCCGAGCACUGCCUUAUCUAUUCUCAGUACAACUCUUCACUUAAUAGCAUUCCUUCCAAUCAUGUCAGUGGAAUAAAGUCUUUUCAUAUCGAAAGGACGUUUUCAGGGACACGACAGACGGAGCUCCUCAAUGCCACGGCAUCUGAACCAGUCGAAGCAACAUUCACCACGGAAUUCGCUCUACACGACCCAUUCAAACCAUUCCAAUCAUUCUGGAGAGCAGUCUCUAGCGUUGAGCGAUGUUGGUUCCAUUCGAGUUACAGCUCUUUAGUCAGUCUUUGUUAUCGUAAGCUUUCUCUAUCUUUCACAUAGCCAUCAAUCUGAUGGGAUUCGGAACCAAGUUGAAAAUAAUGAUCAAAAUAAUAAUUUUCAUCACAAUGAGGUCUUUCGGGAGUUCGAAGCUGGGAAGCUUAUAAGCCUAUCCUACCCAUUUUUAAAGGGCCCUUCCCAUUUUGACACUUCACAUUUUUUUUUGGACUCAAGUUAUCCUAACCAAGACCAAAUAAAUUUAGAUAUGAAAGCCUCAGAAUAUGAUCCAAUGCAGUUUCAUGCUUCUCAAUCAAACAUUUCAGGUCUGUGAAUGCUCACAAUACGGAACGAUGAGAAGAAAUGACCCUCCAUUCCAAGGAGAGUCUUUCAUUCUGAACGAAAGGAGCUAUCUCAUUUGA
Molecule: messenger RNA, 1225 nt
Organism: Caenorhabditis auriculariae
Lineage: Eukaryota; Metazoa; Nematoda; Chromadorea; Rhabditida; Rhabditidae
Source: the annotation of a GenBank genome assembly